AUGACAAAGAGGCUUUCCCCUCGGGUAGUGGCUCCCGAGGCCUUCUUUGGGGAGCUAGCAGUUUUGUACCUUCUUGGUGACACGCUAGUCGAAGCUACUUUUGGGGUCCCGUUAGUGAGUUUCAAUCGCAUUUCCGCGUCUUGGAACGCACCCUCGAGCUGGGAGACCUUGUCCUCCAGCUCCUCAACGAGGCGGUCCUUCUCGCUGAGCUUCUGGCGGAGGCUCCUGGUCUCCGUCUCGAGCUUCGACACGCGCGACGCGAUGGCCAUUGACGUUAGCUUGCGGGCCAGAUCCAGUUGUUCGUACGGGUCCGUGGGUAUGACCGCCAGAACAUCGUCGGGUAGGUCGAAGUCCGGCCCCACCGAAUUUCCGUCGCCGCCGCCGUGCGCCAUCUGCCGCCGGGUGCGGAGCUUGAUUUAG
Molecule: messenger RNA, 420 nt
Organism: Striga asiatica
Lineage: Eukaryota; Viridiplantae; Streptophyta; Magnoliopsida; Lamiales; Orobanchaceae
Source: the annotation of a GenBank genome assembly